Molecule: messenger RNA, 843 nt
Organism: Hemiscyllium ocellatum (epaulette shark)
Lineage: Eukaryota; Metazoa; Chordata; Chondrichthyes; Orectolobiformes; Hemiscylliidae
Product: ATP synthase F(0) complex subunit C3, mitochondrial-like
Exons: 4
Coding region: 276-710 (144 amino acids)
Biological process (GO): proton motive force-driven ATP synthesis; proton transmembrane transport
Molecular function (GO): proton transmembrane transporter activity
Source: RefSeq, a predicted model, not a curated record
CACUCGCUGCCUGAUUGCAGUGGCUGGAAGGUGAGGGAGAGGGACAGAGAGCCGGCUCGGAGCGGAGCGGACCGACUGCUGCUCAGAAAACACUGGCCUUUCCGCUCUCUACCCACAGCCGCACGUUGCUCGCCGUGCACCGACACUAAGUGGACAUCGCGCCGCCCGAACCGUCAGCCUGUGCUUGUUCAAGGGGGGAGGAGGAGGAGGAGGAGGGGGUGGGGGAAAAAGAAAGAGACGGUGCGUCGGUUGUUUGACCUUCUCCCGCCGCUGCCAUGUUGACCGCCACGAGACUGGCCCCGGCCGCAGCUGCGGUUCGCUAUAGAUCUGGAGCUCUUUGUAGACCUCUUUCCGCGUCAGUAAUGUUGACACCAGAGGCUCGGUUUGGAAAAGACAACACAACGUUUCUGAGAAGGACCCAGGGCAAAAAUUCAUUUAUUCAAGCUGUGCUGCGAGAGUUCCAGACAAGUGCCACAAGACAGGAUAUUGACACUGCUGCAAAGUUCAUUGGUGCUGGAGCUGCCACUGUUGGAGUGGCUGGUUCUGGUGCUGGAAUUGGAACAGUUUUUGGUAGCCUUAUUAUUGGUUAUGCCAGAAAUCCUUCACUGAAGCAGCAGUUAUUCUCAUAUGCCAUCCUUGGAUUUGCCUUGUCUGAAGCAAUGGGACUCUUCUGUUUAAUGGUUGCUUUCCUCAUUUUGUUUGCUAUGUAAAAUUUGUUGAUUAACAGCCUAAUCACGUACAAAUGUAAUUAAUAUUUCACUGUGGCUCCCACAAGGUGUCAUGGAAAUGUAUAUUUCCUAAGUGAGUUCUCAAACGUUCCAAUAAAUCCUGAUACAAAUAUAA